Messenger RNA from Acanthisitta chloris (rifleman), 1430 nucleotides. RefSeq lists its product as uncharacterized. The transcript has 5 exons. Lineage: Eukaryota; Metazoa; Chordata; Aves; Passeriformes; Acanthisittidae. Gene Ontology annotation, molecular function: CCR4-NOT complex binding. The record is from RefSeq and is a predicted model, not a curated record. Gene Ontology annotation, biological process: Rac protein signal transduction. The annotation marks the transcript as partial.
GUGUCUGAAAGAAGAUCCAGCAACAAUGUCUUUGCUACAGCGGAGUCUGGAUCCAGAGAAGACUUUGGGGCUAGUGGAUGUGCUCUAUACUGCUGUGUUUGAUAUACACAGGUGGAAGGAAGGAAGGGAGCAGGCUCUGCCUUGUAUCCAGAUUCAGUUGCAGCGUGAGAUCUCAGACUUUGGGAGCCAAGUGGACAUGCCAUCGGGGAACGGAGGCAAAUCUUCAGGGGGGCUGCAAAAGACAUUCUCCAAACUGACCUCACGGUUUACAAAAAAAACUUCCUGCACCAGUACAAGUAACACUGGAAGUUACUCCAUCCCCAGUACGCCUUCCAAAAAUGUCUUCAUAAGUUCCAGCUCGGAGGAGAAGGCCAAGCUGCCCACGAACGUGGAUGCGCGGCUGCAGAGCAUCCUGAGCGUCGGUCACUUCCCGCGCGCCGCGGAGCCGCUGCAGGCGGCGCAGAGCACAGCCAGCCAGCUGGUCAACGGGCUCCUGCUGGAGAGGAGGGACAGCUUCUUCAAACCAGACGAUAGCAAGGACGACAAAGGUAUGAAUUUACCGACUGACCAAGAAAUGCAGGACGUUAUAGACUUCUUGUCUGGUUUUAACAUGGGCAAAUCCCAGCAGACUUCUCCGAUGGUGAAAAGAAGGAAUUCUGUUGCAUCCUCUACAGCAGCAGAGCAGAAGUCAGGAGCAGUACAGCAGCAGCUGCAGUCUGUGUCCCACACACCACUGCACCCUCCUCAGCAAGGCCUGUCACAGCUGCCGCAGUCCCAAAAGCAGCAGCAGCAAAUGCAGUAUUACCAACACUUGCUUCAACAUAUUGGACCACAGCAACGUGUACCUGCCAAAUGGCUUAGUAAUUCUUCACAGCAGCAAGCCCAGGCUGUUGGAGCUGGAUUGUCUCAUCUAAAUCAGUGGAACAAUCCUGGGUUUUCAGAUUUAAGCUCUGAUUUGUACAGCUUGGGGCUUGUGAGCAGCUAUAUGGACAAUAUGAUGUCAGAGAUGUUAGGACAGAAACCACAAGGACCUAGAAACAACACAUGGCCAAAUCGUGACCAAACUGAUGGAGCAUUUGGGAUGUUGGGAGAAAUUCUGCCUUUUGACCCUGCAGUUGGCUCUGACCCAGAGUUUGCCCGUUACGUCGCUGGGGUCAACCAGGCUAUGCAGCAGAAGAGGCAAGCACAGCACGUCCGUCGUCCGAGCAACGCGCGCGGCAACUGGGCUCUCCCUGACGACCCCCACAAAACCUGGCCCUUCCCCGAGUACUUCACUGAGGGUGACGUGACAAAUAGCUGGUCUGGUACUCAAGGAGACUCUGCCAGCUCAAGUGAUGAGACCUCCUCAGCGAACGGAGACAGUCUGUUCUCCAUGUUCUCGGGGCCAGACCUUGUUGCUGCUGUAAAACAGAGAAGGAAACACAGCAGUG